Sinocyclocheilus anshuiensis is the source of this 919-nucleotide messenger RNA. RefSeq names its product ubiquitin thioesterase OTUB1-like. The coding region runs from base 21 to 821 and encodes 266 amino acids. Gene Ontology annotation, cellular component: nucleus. Lineage: Eukaryota; Metazoa; Chordata; Actinopteri; Cypriniformes; Cyprinidae. Gene Ontology annotation, molecular function: cysteine-type deubiquitinase activity; ubiquitin binding. The record is from RefSeq and is a predicted model, not a curated record. The transcript has 7 exons. Gene Ontology annotation, biological process: protein K48-linked deubiquitination; negative regulation of double-strand break repair.
GGAAAAAGAACUCAAUCAAGAUGGCGGACGAGAAGCAGGUAUCAUCCCAGGGAGAGACCGAGGGAGUGAACUGCCUUGCAUAUGACGAAGCCAUUAUGGCACAGCAGGACCGUAUUCAGCAAGAGAUAGCCACCACUAACCCUUUAGUGUCGGACAGACAAGAUCUCUCUGUGCUUCAGGGUGAAUAUGCUGCAGAGGAUGCCAUUUACCAGCUCAAGAUAAAGGACCUUCACAAAAAGUAUUCGCACAUUCGUAAGACACGGCCAGAUGGAAAUUGUUUCUACAGAGCUUUUGGCUUUGCACAUUUGGAGUCACUACUGGACGACAGCAAAGAGCUGCAAAGGUUUAAAGCUGUGGCAGCUAAGAGCAAACUGGACCUUGUAAACCAGGGCUUCACCGAGUUCACUAUCGAGGACUUUCACAACACGUUCAUGGACCUGAUUGAGCUGUGUGAAAAGCAGCAAUCACUUGGUGAACUGCUAAGCUCCUUCAAUGACCAGAGUGUGUCUGACUACAUAGUGGUUUACCUGAGGCUUCUCACCUCGGGAUACCUGCAGCGGGAGCAUGUGUUCUUUCAGCACUUCAUAGAGGGCGGCCGUUCUGUUAAAGAGUUUUGCCAGCAGGAGGUGGAACCCAUGUCGAAAGAGAGCGACCACAUCCAUAUCAUUGCCUUAGCACAGGCACUGAACGUGUCCAUAUUAGUGGAAUACAUGGACAGAGGAGAGGGUGGAACGGUGAACAAUCAUGUCUUCCCUGAAGGAAGUGAGCCACGCAUCUUCCUGCUCUACCGCCCAGGCCACUAUGACAUCUUGUAUAAGUGAUACUCUGUAUAUUCUGUGGUUCCAUUGUGAAGAAACCAUACCAUUUCUACAGCCAAGUUGAGUCAUACAUGUGUAUGCGAGGCUAUGCUAUGAUUAAA